AACAGCUUUGUUGUCAAACGUUGCUAAGGAAGCUGACGUCAGGCUAACACAUUGCUAAUCUGAUUGCUAACACGAAAAUACGUCCAAAGAUGUAGGAUACUGGUUUAUGGGCCGUAAUUUUUAAGGAUUUCUAGGAUAUGAACAAAGGGAAUUAUAAUCCAUGGAAAAAACGUGAGGAUGACUGAGUCUUGGGAGGAGAUCCGCUCCCACCCCCCCGUGGCUCCUCGUCUGUGUGGAGCCCCCAGUAAGGCUGACCCAGCAGCCAAUGACAACAGGUCGUCCAAAGCCUCCCAGGUGGAUGUGAACCACACCUCCAAACCCCCUCAUGCUUCUCGAUACGUCCAGGGAACCGUCAACCCCUACCAGCCACGGCCACCGCCCAAGUUGUCAAAGAUCGGCAAGCACUGCUCCGAGGAUGACAGUCUGAGAACCAGGAGACUGCGAAACAGCCAGGAGAGUCUGAGCGAUCCCACCGAGACAGGCUCCUCCACCGACUCCCUCAAAGAGGACCUGAGAGUUCCUGGUCCAAGGGACUUUGUUCUCGGCGACGCAGCCACCCUCAGUAGCAGACAAAGCUCAAACGGGGCGGGGCCCCUGGCCAGUCUUCCCACGGGGUCCCCAGUCUUUCGAGGGCGGGGCCACAGUCUCUCUGAGUACGAGGAGAGACCGCAGCAGAACCACCUGUCGGAGCCCCGCAACCGGUCCUCCAAGCUCUGGCUGUCCCCGGUGCAUCCCAUCGGGCCGCUGCCGGCGCUGGAGAAGAGUUUUGCUGCCGCCUCCCUACGGACAUCUAACAAGGUGGACCGGAACCGCCCGGACGGACCGAGGCUACACCGGAACCUGAGCGACAGCCGGCUCCUGGACAACAUGGUGUCAGACAAUUCCUCGGUCAACUCCAUGAGGUCCACCUUCAGCGUGCUCAACCCCAUCAGGCCUCAGGACGUGAGGAACAGGAGCUUUCUUGAGGGCAGCGUGCUGGGGAGCGGAGCCCUGCUGGGGGCAGAAGAGCUGGACCGCUACUUCCCUGACAGGAGGCUGGGCAUCUAUGUAGCCACCUGGAACAUGCAGGGAGAGAAGGGGCUUCCGAACAACUUGGACGAUCUGCUGCUUCCCGCAGACUCUGAAUUGGCACAAGACGUCUACGUUAUCGGCGUGCAGGAAGGCUGUCCCGACAGGAGAGAGUGGGAGGUGCGGCUCCAGGAGACCCUGGGACCCUACUACGUCAUGCUGUAUGCCGCCGCGCACGGUGUCCUGUACCUCACUGUUUUCGUCAGGAGGGACCUCAUCUGGUUCUGCUCAGAGGUGGAGCACGCCACAGUCACCACCAGGAUCUUCUCUCAGAUCAAGACCAAGGGGGCAGUGGGGGUGGGCUUCACCUUCUUCGGCACGUCAUUCCUCUUCAUCACCUCCCACUUCACCUCCGGAGAUGCCAAAGUUUACGAGAGGAUUUUAGAUUACAACAAGAUCAUCGAAGCUCUCGCUCUCCCCAAAGGCCUGCCGGACACCAACCCGUACCGCUCUGUGGCCUCCGACGUUACCACCAGAUUUGAUGAGGUGUUCUGGUUCGGUGAUUUCAACUUCCGGCUAAGCAAGGAUCGGCCCGCAGUGGAGGCCAUCAUCACCCGGCAGGAUGACCUCGACAUGAACCCUCUGCUGCAGCACGACCAGCUCUCUAAGGAGAUGAGGGAGGGCUCCAUCUUUAAGGGCUUCCAGGAGGCCUCCAUCCACUUUCUCCCAACGUACAAGUUUGACAUCGGCUGUGACGCCUACGACACCACGUCCAAGCAGAGGACGCCGUCCUACACGGACCGCAUCCUGUUCCGCAGCCGGCAGGCGGAGGACAUCCAGGUGGUGAAAUACAGCAGCUGCUCCACCCUGAAGACCUCGGACCAUCGGCCCGUGGUGGGGGUCUUCCAGGUCAAGCUGAGGCCAGGGAGGGACAAUAUUCCUCUGGGCGCGGGGCAGUUCGACCGGGGCUUGUACCUGGAGGGGAUCAGGCGUAGGAUAACUCGGGAGCUGAAGAGGAGGGAGGUGAUGAAGAGCCAGAACAGCAGCAGCACCAUCUGCUCCGUCUCCUGAGCGCCUCCGACUCCACCUUACCCCCCACCCACAGACGUUGACUCACCUCCCACCCAGACUUUAACUCCAGCAAUGUGACCGAUACAAUCGGGUCUUCAAACCGGUCUGUGUGUCAUGUGACACCAAGACAGACAUCGGGCCGGCCAGGCGAAGGCAGGGAGACUGUGGGUAUGCAGUCUGUAUUUAUUGUCUGUUUUAAACCAGAAACACAUGAAGACAAAGUCCCCCAGAAAAUCAGACACAACUAUGUUCAACGUCUGCAGAUGGAGACGUUCACAUUUGCAAAGAUAACAAAAAUAACUGUUAGCACUGACAAGGUCUGGCGGGAGUAGGGCACCCUCUAGUGGAGCCUGAGGGAGAAAGGCCUGGUGGAGGCCUGAGGAAGGCAGGCCUGGGGGAAGCCUGGUGGAGACCUGAGGGAGAGAGGCCUGGUGGAAUCCUAGUGGAGGGUGAGGGAGAGAGGCCUGGUGGAGGCUGGCUGUGCUUUGAGGGCAGGGACCUUGAGGUCAGACAGCCCAGGGGUCUGCUGACACAACAGGCUGGGCUUUAUAUACACCACAACUUGCUUAUGAUUAACCCUUCAAGGCUUGGUGUGUUUGUAUUGGGUUUGUAAGGAUUUUGUACGUUUUUAAGAGACAAAAAAAAUAAUGUAUUUAAGGUUUAUAAAUGAACUGAGGGUGAUUAUAACCCGUAAUGUUAAACUUGUUUCCCUAAUGAUAGUGCUUUGAAUAAUGCCAUUUUCAUUGGGGUUAAAUGGUAAAUAUACCGAGUUAUCUUAUUUAAUACUAUUGGGGAGCGUUGAUGCCAAAAUGGUACAUAUGUGACUAUUAAUGACAUUUUACAUUCCAGUCCAAAUGCUUGAAAUUAACCUGGGACUCAAAUGGGAGCUUGGCUAAAACUAUUUAGAUUAAUCGAUCAAAGGUUUACUUAUACUGACAUUACCACAAAUGUUAUUCUAUGAUGUUUAAUGGUUUGCUGGCAUAAGUCAUGUCCUUCAACUCUAAUACUUCAAAGAUUGUUGACCAAUUCUGCAUCACAUGUAAAACCUCAGGGACAAAAUUAAUUUCAGAUUGUA
Molecule: messenger RNA, 3154 nt
Organism: Gadus morhua (Atlantic cod)
Lineage: Eukaryota; Metazoa; Chordata; Actinopteri; Gadiformes; Gadidae
Gene: inpp5e
Product: inositol polyphosphate-5-phosphatase E
Exons: 11
Coding region: 178-2079 (633 amino acids)
Biological process (GO): phosphatidylinositol dephosphorylation
Cellular component (GO): nucleus; axoneme; Golgi apparatus
Molecular function (GO): inositol-polyphosphate 5-phosphatase activity; phosphatidylinositol-4,5-bisphosphate 5-phosphatase activity
Source: RefSeq, a predicted model, not a curated record